Ilyonectria robusta is the source of this 4014-nucleotide messenger RNA. Its product is annotated as ABC multidrug transporter Mdr1. Bases 1 to 4014 code for a protein of 1337 amino acids. Gene Ontology annotation, biological process: transmembrane transport. Lineage: Eukaryota; Fungi; Ascomycota; Sordariomycetes; Hypocreales; Nectriaceae. Gene Ontology annotation, cellular component: membrane. The record is from RefSeq and is a predicted model, not a curated record. The transcript has 3 exons. Gene Ontology annotation, molecular function: ATP hydrolysis activity; ATP binding; ABC-type transporter activity.
AUGGCCGCCGAAUCAUCAGAGAAGAACUCCGGCGCCGACCGCUCGCCGCCCUCCAGCCGAGGCGAUUCGACCGAGGUCGACGUAGCUCGUCCCGCCAAGGAAUCGAACGCCGACCCCGAGAAGCUCGCCCUGCAAAAGGCCGACUCACAGGUCGUGUCGCCGCCCAAGGGACCAUCCUCCGACGACCUGUAUGCUCAUCUGCCUCCCGACCAAGCUGAAAUACUGCGCCGCCAGGUCAUCAGCCCCGAAGUCAAGCAAGGCGUCGCUGUCUUGUACCGCUACGCAUCCCGCAAUGAUAUCAUCAUCAUAUUCUUCUCCUCCAUCUGCGCCAUCGGUGCCGGCGCCGCUCUCCCUCUCAUGACGGUCAUUUUCGGUAACCUGCAGGGCAUUUUCCAGGACUACUUCACGGGCCUCAAGACGUACCACGAGUUUACCAGCGAACUGUCCCAUUUUGUCCUGUACUUUAUUUACCUGGCCGUCGGCGAAUUUGUUACUACCUAUAUCUGCACCGUCGGCUUCAUCUAUACCGGCGAGCAUAUCAGCGCCAAGAUCCGUGAGCACUACCUCGAGAGCUGCAUGCGCCAGAACAUUGGCUUCUUCGACAAGCUCGGUGCCGGCGAGGUCACCACCCGCAUCACUUCUGAUACCAACCUCAUCCAGGAUGGCAUCUCCGAGAAGGUCUCCCUCACCCUUGCCGCCGUCGCCACCUUCGUCUCAGCCUUUGUCAUCGGCUUCAUUAAAUACUGGAAGCUGACGUUGAUCCUGUUCUCUACCGUCAUCGCCCUUCUUAUCAACAUGGGCAGCGGUUCCGCCUUUAUCCUCAGGUACAACAAGCAAAACCUGGAGGCGUACGCUAUCGGCGGUAGUUUGGCCGACGAAGUCAUUAGUUCGAUCCGUAAUGCCGUCGCGUUUGGUACCCAGGACCGUCUCGCCAAGCAGUACGAUGACCAUCUUAAGAGGGCCGAGUUUUUUGGCUUCCGUGUUAAGGGUGCCCUCUCCUGCAUGAUUGCCGGCAUGAUGAUGGUUCUGUACCUCAACUACGGCCUGGCGUUCUGGCAGGGUAGCAAGUUCUUGGUUGACGGAGAUACAUCUCUGUCUAAUGUUCUGACCAUCCUCAUGUCCGUCAUGAUUGGUGCUUUCAAUCUGGGGAACGUCGCCCCCAACAUGCAAGCCUUCACCAAUGCUGUUGCCGCCGCUGCCAAGAUCUUCAAUACCAUUGAUCGCGUGUCGCCCCUGAACCCUACCGAUGAUGAGGGUGAGAAGCUUGACCAUCUCGAGGGUACUAUUCGAUUGGCCAACAUCAAGCAUAUUUACCCUUCUCGGCCUGAUGUAGUUGUCAUGAAUGACGUCAGCCUCGAAAUCCCUGCCGGUAAGACUACUGCUCUGGUUGGUGCGUCUGGGUCCGGUAAGAGCACAAUUGUUGGCUUGGUCGAGCGAUUCUACGAUCCUGUCGAGGGCAAUGUCUAUCUCGACGGACACGACAUCAGCAAGCUUAACUUGCGGUGGAUGCGCCAGCAGAUGGCUUUGGUGAGCCAGGAACCCACCCUGUUCGGCACUACCAUCUACCACAACAUUCGACACGGACUUAUCGGUACCGCUCACGAGAACGAGAGCGAGGAAAAGCAACGGGAACUUGUCAUCGAAGCAGCCAAGAAGGCCAACGCCCACGAUUUUGUCUCCGCUCUCCCAGAAGGUUAUGAAACCAACGUGGGUGAGCGAGGAUUUCUCCUAUCUGGUGGCCAGAAGCAGCGCAUUGCGAUUGCCAGAGCCGUUGUUUCGGACCCCAAGAUUCUACUUCUGGAUGAGGCUACAUCAGCACUCGAUACCAAGUCUGAAGGCGUGGUGCAGGCUGCCCUGGAGGUGGCUUCUGAAGGACGUACCACCAUUACCAUUGCUCACCGAUUAUCCACUAUCAGAGAUGCACACAAUAUCGUUGUCAUGACCGAGGGUCGUAUUGUCGAACAAGGAACGCACAACGAACUCCUUGAGAAGCGAGGCGCCUACUUCAAGCUCGUGUCCGCGCAGAAUAUCGCUGCUGCCGAGAAAUUAACUGCCGAGGAGCAAGCCAAACUCGACGAGGAGGAUUUGACUCUUAUUCGAAAGAUGUCAACAAAGGAUGGCCUCGUCCUGGCUGAUCCCGAUGACGACAUUGCUGCCAAGCUUGACCGCUCCACAACAACCAAGUCCGCGUCCAGUGUUGCCCUCCAGAAUCGCAAGGCUGAAGAGGAGGAAAAGUACACACUGUGGACGUUGGUGAAGCUAAUUGCUUCUUUCAAUGCUCCUGAAUGGAAGUUUAUGCUGAUUGGUCUGGUCUUCUCUGCCGUCUGCGGAGGUGGAAAUCCCACACAGGCUGUGUUCUUUGCCAAGGAGAUCGUCACCUUGUCUGUACCAGUCACCCCCGAGAAUCGUCACCAAAUGAAGAAGGAUUCGGACUUCUGGAGUGCCAUGUAUGUGAUGCUGGCAUUCGUUCAGUUCCUGGCAUUCGUGAUCCAAGGUGUCUUGUUCGCCAAGUGCUCUGAACGACUUAUCCACCGAGUUCGAGACCGCGCCUUCCGCACCAUGCUUCGACAGGAUGUUGCGUUCUUUGACAAAGACGAGAAUACCGCUGGUGCCUUGACCUCGUUCCUCUCAACCGAGACCACUCACGUUGCUGGUCUGAGCGGUGUGACCCUGGGGACAGUGCUGAUGGUCAUGACGACUCUCAUCUCUGCGUGUGCCUUGGCACUGGCCAUCGGAUGGAAGCUCUCCCUUGUGUGCAUUUCGACUAUCCCGGUCUUGCUGGGAACUGGUUUCUUCCGUUUCUGGAUGUUGGCACACUUCCAACGGCGGUCAAAGGCUGCCUACGAUUCCUCGGCGACCUUUGCCUCGGAAGCUAUCUCUGCCAUUCGAACUGUCGCUUCCUUGACUCGCGAACACGACAUCCUGGGCCAGUAUAAGGCAUCUCUUGCCGAGCAACAGCGCCGCAGUCUGAUCUCCGUGAUGAAGUCGUCGCUCUUGUACGCCGCCUCACAGUCUCUUCUCUUCCUUUGCUUCGCGCUUGGUUUCUGGUAUGGCGGCACCCUUAUUGCCAAGUACGAGUACGGCAUGUUCCAAUUCUUCCUAUGCUUCAUGGCUAUCAUCUUUGGUGCCCAGUCUGCGGGUACCAUCUUCUCCUUUGCCCCCGACAUGGGCAAGGCAUACCAUGCUGCAGGUGAGCUGAAGAGGCUGUUUGAUAGACAGCCCGUCGUGGACACCUGGUCGGACGAGGGUGAGCGCUUGCCGGAAGUUGAUGGUACCCUUGAGUUCCGGGACGUUCACUUCCGCUACCCAACCCGACCGGAGCAGCCUGUGCUCCGCGGUCUCAACCUCACGGUCCGACCUGGACAAUACGUGGCUCUGGUGGGAGCAUCUGGCUGCGGCAAGAGUACUACGAUUGCUCUUCUGGAGCGCUUUUACGAUCCCCUUUCUGGUGGAAUUUUUAUUGAUGGGCAUGAGAUCAGCGGGCUGAACGUCAACGACUACCGAUCGCACAUUGCCCUCGUGAGCCAGGAACCGACUUUGUACCAGGGAAGCAUCAGAGAAAACAUCCUUCUGGGAACGCCAGUCGAAAACGUCCCGGAUUCGGCCAUCGAGUUUGCUUGCCGCGAGGCCAACAUCUAUGACUUCAUCGUGUCCCUGCCGGAUGGCUUCAACACUGUCGUGGGUAGCAAGGGUGCUCUGUUGUCGGGUGGUCAGAAGCAGCGUAUUGCUAUUGCCCGUGCGCUGAUCCGAGACCCCAAGAUCCUCCUGCUCGACGAAGCGACGUCCGCACUGGACUCAGAGUCGGAACAUGUGGUGCAAGCGGCGCUGGACAAGGCGGCCAAGGGCCGGACGACAAUUGCCGUGGCCCACCGUCUCAGCACGAUCCAGAAGGCGGAUGUGAUUUACGUGUUCGACCAAGGCCGCAUCGUGGAGCAAGGAACUCAUUCAGAGCUCAUGAAGAAGAAUGGACGAUACGCAGAGCUUGUCAACCUGCAGUCCCUCGAGAAGCAUUAA